GCUCACACAGCAUCCACAGGGUUUGAACUACAGUCCCCUAAGAUGUAACACAGAAACUCACUUUUUCUUUUCUUUCUUUCUUUUUUUUUUUCUGAGUUUGCUCAUACGCUCUUCAAGUUUCCGGAACGAAGUCGGUUUACUUCUCAUUGGAGGAGACGGGAUCAUGGCUGCCCUCCUUCAUGCAGUGCCAAAGUUUCAGGGGCCAGCUGCAUGGGGGAGGCCUUUUCACCGACUGUGGUGCUGCACUGGGCAGGGAGAUCCCAAAAGGUGGCUGGGGAGGAGGUCUCCCACUUCACAGGAGAAGCCACCAGGCACAGAGACUGAGAAAUUCCACACAAUCUAUCGAUUCUAUACCAUCAGAGCACUUGGCUUUCUAUCUCGCCUGAAGUUGGCACAGACAGCUGUGACUGUGGCCGCCCUGCCCCCAGGCUUCUACUUGUACUCACAGGGCCUCAUGACCCUCAAUUCACUCUGCCUUGUGAGUGGGAUCUGCAGCUUUGCUCUGGCCAUGCUGUGUUGGAUGAGCUACUUCUUCCGGAGGAUGGUGGGCAUCCUGUAUGUGAAUGAGUCAGGUACUAUGCUUCGAGUGGCCCACCUGACCUUCUGGGGGUGUCGACAGGACACUUACUGUGCUGUGUCAGACAUAAUACCCCUGUCAGAAUCCAAGGACCAGGUCCGGGAUGUGUUGAUACGCAUCCAGCAAUACAGUGGCAAGCAGACCUUCUACCUCACCCUGCGCUAUGGCCGAAUCCUGGACAGAGAACGUUUUUCACAAGUGUUUGGAUCGCUGAGCACACUUAAGUAAAGAACAGCAACUCGGCCUCCUGUAGCCUUGGGUGCACUUGGAGUUUAGACAGGAAGGCCAAGAACAUUGAUGAGGCAGAAUCUAAUAACCAGGGACUGGGACUGAAGCCCAGCUGGUAGACUGCUUGUCUGGCAUGCAGGAAGUGAAACCCUGGGUUCAGUCCCUAGAACUGCAUGUAACCAGGCAUGGUUGUGUGUGCCUCUUCUUUCAGCACUGGAGAAAAAGUUCAAGGUUUUCUUGGGACAAAAAAAAAAAGAAGAUAUUAACCAACUUCAGGGAAAAGCCCUUAGUGGAACAUUGUACUGAAUAGGACACUCCAACAGAGAGUGGCUAGAAGUUUCUAUGAAGAGGCACUUUUUGGAGGAAUGCUAUGUCAAGAUCACUGAGGCAGCCCAUUGCUAUGAAAGCAGAAGACAGGAGGGUUGGCAGAGGAACACAGACUGGAGUCUGGAGACCUGGGUUCUGCUGGACCUCAGCUCCUCAACCUGGGGCAGGGUAUUGAGUUACUGAGCCUUGAAUUGCACUCUGAAAUGGAAGAGCCUUCCUCUCUCAUGGGGAUGAAUAUGAAAAUAACCAAUAAUGGCUGAGGCUGGGCUUAGUUAGAGCUCUUGCCUAGCAUGUAUAAGGUCCUAAGUUCUACUCUCAACACCGUAGAAUGGGCAAACCCAGUAAAUGCCGUGUGCUGUGUAAGUCAGCAGCUCAGAGCUAAAAACUUGGAGGAAGGCUUCCAGGCUGCACCACUUGUGUUCACCAAAGUUAAAUGGCCAGGGCUGAAGCCCAGGGUGGGCUUGUCUUUUUCCCAUCAGGAAGUCACUACACCAACUGGGGUAGGGACAGCACCAGCUGAGAAUGUGUUGACCACCGGGAGGUCCAGGGCUGCUCACACUGGGGAGCUUUGCACUGUCAUCAGGAUAGAAGAACUCUGUCCGAGCAACAAUUUAUCAGCGGAAGGAGACUGUAUAUGCUGCUUUUCAUAAUAACAAACACAUGCUUACUCGGUGAAUUGUACCUGCAUAAAAGGAAAGCAGCCGUGAUCUCUGUAAUUUGACCAUUCAAAAUGCUUUGUUUUGUAGCUUUUUAGUAAUUCCCUUUCUCUCUCUCUCUCUCCCUCUCCCUCCCUUCCUCUCUUCCUUCUUUCUUUCUUUCUUUUCUUUUUUUCCUCUUGAGACAGAGUUUCUCUGUGUAGCCCUGGCCAUCCUGAAACUUGCUUUGUAGACCAGGUUGGCUUCAACUCACAGAGAUCUGCCUGACUCUGCCUCCUGAGAGCAGGGAUUAAAAGUGUGUGACACACUGCCCAGACAGUAGUUUCUUUUCCUGAAGAAUUUUUCUUUUAAAAUUACAUGUAUUUAUUUGUGUGUGUACCACUGUGCGUAUGUAGAGGUUGGAAGACAACUUUUGGAGUCCUUUUCCUCAUUCCAUUCAGGUCUUGGGGAUUAAAGUUGGGUUGUCAAGCUUGGCAGCAGACACCUCUACCCACUGAACCGUC
Molecule: messenger RNA, 2291 nt
Organism: Peromyscus californicus insignis
Lineage: Eukaryota; Metazoa; Chordata; Mammalia; Rodentia; Cricetidae
Gene: Tmem186
Product: transmembrane protein 186
Exons: 2
Coding region: 164-805 (213 amino acids)
Cellular component (GO): mitochondrion
Source: RefSeq, a predicted model, not a curated record